Messenger RNA from Cladocopium goreaui, 947 nucleotides. The record is from the annotation of a GenBank genome assembly. NCBI's taxonomy places the organism in Eukaryota, Dinophyceae, Suessiales, Symbiodiniaceae.
AAAACCAUUUCGAUUUCGGAUAGUUGCUGAAACUGCCAGAGUUGUGUGGUUCAUGGCUGACAACGCCAGAGAGCAAGAUGCAGGUGAACGUGGAGAAGUGAAACGGGUCCUUGGCCGCCAGCAGGAACCAGAAAAAGCUCGCCUGAACAGUGCUGAGAAGCGUCAUGGUCUGACAUGGACCGAGAUGCACGCGUACAAGGAUAGGAUGACUUUUCCGAUCCUCCCAACCAUGAUGGCAGUGGAGGAACUCCCGAAGGACAUUAGCCUUUGUGACAGCGUUUUUCGGAGCCUAGAUCGCUGCAUUGACAAGGGCAUCGAGAGUGAGAACCCUGCUCAUCCGUAUUCGCGGAUGGUGAUUUGCAAGCCACAUUGGAUUCGGUUCAUCAAGUGUGUGAAGCGCAGAGAUGAGCUUGUCCUCCGCGGUGUCAAGCGGUGGGAACGCAGUUACUACUCUUCGCUUGAUGAGCCCUCGCAGAGCGAAUACCUGGAAGACAUCAGCACCAAGAUGCGGUACUUCUUGUAUGCGGCGUCGCAUACGAAGGAUCAUGAAAAGAGGAAAAGAUGUUGGGCUGCCGUCCUGGGCACGAGGCUGGAGACCAAUGCGCAGCACUGCGCCAUCCGACAUUCGAACCUCUUGAAGCCGGAGGACACUCCAUCUGCCAUGGUGUGACCAUUCCUCUAAAAGGGCAUGCGGCAUGCUUCUCACUGCCGUUUUGCAAUAUAUUUCAUUAUGAUGCAUUUUGAUCCCAUGUCACGGUUUGAAUCAUCUGUGGAGUGCUUUCUUCUUGUCUGUUUUGUAUUGAUGGAUGAAGCGUGUUUCCAUUUGCUCGUGUCGAGCGGAACCCAUCUAUACCAGACUCAGAGCAGGCGUCAAAAUGCACUCGUUGAGCCACAGCUGCUACGCGAAUCCGCGAAAACGAUGGGGUGCUACAAUUCGCAAAAUGCAA